CAUUCAUUGGUGGCAAAUAAAUUAAUACUUUCUUUAAUCAUCGUGAGAAAGAAGCAGCCUGCUCCUUGGCGUUGACCAGUUCUGGCUCUGCGUUUCAUCUUUCUGAGUCCACGGCGACUUGUUGUUCUCACAUCAUGCUCACCUCGACGUUCUCGAUCCAAGAAGCCACACUUGAAGAUAUUAGACUCGCUUUCAAUGAGAAACGAGUGACAUCAAAGCAGCUCGUCGAGUUGUAUCUCGAAGAGAUCUCCAAACUCAAUCCGAUGCUCUGCGCAGUCAUCGAGACGAAUCCAGAUGCGUUGAUCCAAGCAGAGAAGGCAGACAGAGAACGCGAGCUGAAAGAUGAGCUUCCUAUCUUGCACGGUGUUCCGAUUCUGCUCAAGGAUUCAAUAUCCACCAAGGACACGCUUAACACCACGGCUGGCUCCUUGGCUUUGCUUGGCUCUUUGGUGCCUAGAGACGCGGGUGUUGUCAAGAGACUGAGAGAUUCAGGUGCUGUGAUCUUGGGUAAAGCGAGCUUAAGCGAAUGGGCUCAUUUCCGGUCCAACGGUAUCCCAAGCGGUUGGUGCGCACGUGGACUCCAAGGAAAGAAUCCGUACGUUUUAACAGCUGAUCCGUGUGGGUCAAGUAGUGGUUCAGCUAUAUCAGUGGCGGCUAAUCUUGUGGCUGUAUCACUUGGGACUGAAACUGAUGGUUCCAUCCUCUGUCCAGCUAGUCAGAACUCGGUGGUCGGGAUCAAACCGACCGUCGGGCUCACGAGCCGAGCUGGUGUGGUUCCUCUCUCCUUGAGACAGGACAGUGUAGGGCCGAUAUGCAGGACAGUUUCGGAUGCUGUUUAUCUCCUUGAUGCUAUUGUGGGUUAUGAUCCCUUGGAUGAAGCCACGAAGAUUGCAUCCGAGUUCAUACCCGAAGGUGGUUACAAGCAGUUUCUGAGAGCUAGUAGUGGCCUUAAGGGAAAGAGACUAGGGAUCGUUAUGAACCAUUCUCUUCUUGAUCAUCCCAUUGAAACAUUAAGACGAGAAGGAGCAACCGUCUUUGAAAAUUUGUCGAUACCGAACAUGGACGUCAUUAUGAAUUGGACUAAGAGCGGUGAAAAGACAGCACUCUUGGCUGAGUUCAAGAUGGCUCUCAAUGCAUAUCUUAAAGAUCUUGUGGAAUCACCGGUCCGGUCCUUAGCAGACGUUAUUGCUUACAACGAGAGAUUCGCUGACGAGGAGAAGGUGGAAGAAUGGGGACAAGAGCUCUUUCUUGCAGCGGAAGCAACCAACGGAAUGGGUGAGAAAGAGAAAGCAGCUCUGCAGAAAAUGGAGGAACUUUCUAGGAACGGAAUCGAGAAGCUGAUGAAAGAGAUGAAGUUAGAUGCAAUCGUGACACUUCGUUCGAAGAUGAGCAAUGUCCUGGCCAUUGGAGGGUAUCCAGGAAUCAAUGUCCCUGCAGGAUAUGAUAAUGAAGGUGUUCCAUUUGGGAUAACCUUUGGAGGGUUGAGAUUCUCAGAGCCAAAGCUCAUAGAAAUUGCCUAUGGCUUCGAACAAGCAACUUUGAUCAGGAAGCCACCUAAGUUCGAAACCACUAGUAGGCAACAAAAACAAAGUUGCUGUUUUGUAUAAACAUAUCUUUGUAAUGUACAUUUAUUUGGUGAUUAGAAAUAACUUACAUAGAACAUUAUCACUG
Molecule: messenger RNA, 1671 nt
Organism: Raphanus sativus (radish)
Lineage: Eukaryota; Viridiplantae; Streptophyta; Magnoliopsida; Brassicales; Brassicaceae
Product: probable amidase At4g34880
Exons: 5
Coding region: 135-1607 (490 amino acids)
Source: RefSeq, a predicted model, not a curated record